AUGGAGUCCAAUCUGUCCGGCCUGUCUUCGCUGAAAGAAGACAACAAUCCUGUUUACAUCCAACCACAUUACAAAGAGUCCUACCGCCUGGCCAUCUACGCCCUCCUCUGUGGAGGCAAGGAGGCCUACGAGGAGUUCCUCAGGGCCGAGCAGAUCAGCCACUUCCUGUCAGAGGAGGAGAUCCUGUUCGUUCUCCAAAAUGCAGAGUUACCAGUUGUGGAGGAGGACGACUCCUCCGAGGGGAAACGGGUCACGGACGAGGCCAGCCCCUCCACCUACUUCCCCACGGAGUCGGAUGAGGAGGUGCCCGACCUGGAGCUGGGCUGGCCGGAGGUGUCGUUGGAGAGCGAGGACACCAGCAUCAGCAUGCUGUUCAACCCCACACGGCAGAACACACCGACCAUCAAAGAAGUGAUUCGCAAACAGAUACAGGAGGCGAGGCAGGUUAUUGCCUUGGCGAUGGACAUCUUCACUGACGUGGAUAUCUUCAAAGAGAUCAUCGCUGCCACAUUGAGGGGAGUGGUGGUCUACAUCCUCCUGGACGAUUCCCAGUUCAAGAGCUUCCUCACCAUGUCGUACAGGGUCGGCGUCAACAUACAAGACUUCAAGAACAUCCGUGUUCGGACGGUUCAGGGGCAGCAGUACCAGUGUCAGUCCGGGGUGAAGUUUCGAGGAGAUUUGGAGCAAAAGUUUCUUCUGGUCGACUGCCGAACAGUGUUGUUUGGAUCAUACAGCUACACAUGGUCGUUUGAGAAGAUCAACCUCAGCAUGGUCCUGGUGAUCACGGGUCAGCUGGUGGGCUCUUUUGACGAGGAGUUUCGCAGGCUGUACGCUCGCUCCACAGUCCCUACCGUUCUGUCCAAGGAGAGGUCGUCUGUCCAGUACCUGAGAAACACUGUGGCCCUGCAGAGCCCCAACUCCAGUCAGCUCUCCCUCCACAAACUCCACAUGCGACCACAAGUCAUGCACGGCAUGAGGAGUGCUCAGGACGACCGGUUCAACAACGCCACAAUGAUGACCAGAGGCUUGAGCGUGCAGGAGAGGCUGCACCAGUCUCACUGUUUCGACAUGGGGAAUCUGAUGCGGGGACACAGUUAUGGCGGGGAACUGCAGAAACUGAACUCCAUGACUCGGCUGAGGAUGGGGACCAAGGACUUCGGAGUCCCUUUCACUCCAGAGAAGACAGGACCAAACCCGAGGGGGGGCGGCGACUUGCAGCCACCAAACAGGUCGGUUCAGCAUCACCUUAGGCACCAGACUCGCUACGGAGCGGACCAGAAUCUGAUCCCCUUCAACUCGGAAACAUCCCUCCACAGGUGGAAGAUGGACACGUACUUUAACGAGAACGACGUGCCUCUAGAUGCAUCGUGUGAAGCGAUAACACCAAUAACAUCUCCGUAUAGCAGCCACACCGGCCUAAACGAGCAUCAGUCGCAGCUGAUUCAGAACAGGUCGAGGGACAUUAAGUCCAGGAUGGAGGAAAUGAGGCAGAAGAGGUUCAGUCUGCAGGACUACACCAAUCUCAGGCAGAGCCAAGAGUCCUUAAGGUCCUCGUAUCAGACUCUGGAAAGACCUAAAUAUAAAAGGGGUCUGGACAUGAGGCAGGGUGUGGCAGAACUAGAGCCAAACGCGCAAAACGGGUACAACCUAGAACCGGCCAACCACAAAGACAGUGAGCCAAAUAAAGAAGUAGAAAAAAGAGAGCAAACUCUCACCGAUGGCCAGCGAUCUGCAUCCCACCACGACGUCGCGAUGACUCCAGAUCGCAGGACGACGCAGAUAUACGACUGGCACGAGCCUCUCUCCAGGUCAACCUCCGCUGCCGAUUUCGAAAUGACAAUAAACGAUCCGUCGCUCAAGCUCUCUCAUCUGCAGCCCAGCGGACUCCAACACCAAAGAGCGAUGGAGUCCUUGACCGAGAUCCCUGAAGAGAAAGGAGAGGGCUCACGCGUCAACAGUUCGGACUCGGCUGCAUUCAAAGAGGGAGGUGAGGAGAUUUGCAAAGAUGAGAAAGCUGUUCCAGAGGAGAACCCUGUUAAAUCCAGCGUACCUGCAGAACCACAGCGCAAGGAUCAAGCCAGAGUAAGCCAUGGCUCUGUAGGCAAGCCGGCCAACAGUUCAGGUUCGGCUGCUCCAAAGGAAAGAAAGAAAUCAACAUCCAGUGAGGUGCAAACCCUUCCAAAAAUCUUGAACCCUUCUACAGGAUCUCAGCACUCACCGGAAGCUAAGAGUGGUCCCCCGGAAAGAAAGAAAACACAGCGAGAGGAACCGCCCCUUCAAAGGAAGAAUUCCUUGAGGAAGAAAAUGCAUUCGCUGCUUUCAACGGACGAAAAGAAAGCGUCCAAGAAAGAAGAGAAGUCGCUCCAGAGGAAGGCCUCGGUGAGAUCGCAGAGCUCCUCGGGGUCGAACCAAACUUGCAGAGUGGACCAUCUGCAGGCACCCGCGGUGGAGCAAACGACCAAGAGAGGUGCAUCGCCGAGCUCCUCCAGGUCGCAGAGCUCUCUCAGCUGCCCGUCAGAGCCGGAGAGGCAGAAGAAUCCAUUCCAGAGAUUGUCUCCUCGGAGUUCAAGCAAAAGAAAGCCGAACCCCGCGGUGGAGCAGGAGCGAGGAUCGAGGGGCACUCUGGACGACGAAGGAGCGACCGUCCAUCACCCCAGGAAAGAGAAGGUCUACAGUCGGUUCGAGUAUUUGAUUAACACUGAAAGUCUGGAAAAAUCGACGGUGGGGGCGAGCGUGUCACCUUCAGAGAAAGACGGACGCUCCUCCCUGAACAGGAAUGACUCUACGCAUCAGACACAAAGUGGCGCUGACAACAAACUGGGACGAUUCAUGCAGCGAGUAGGAAAUCUAAUAGCCAAGAACAAGUAG
Molecule: messenger RNA, 2868 nt
Organism: Anoplopoma fimbria (sablefish)
Lineage: Eukaryota; Metazoa; Chordata; Actinopteri; Perciformes; Anoplopomatidae
Product: protein FAM83B-like
Exons: 4
Coding region: 1-2868 (955 amino acids)
Biological process (GO): epidermal growth factor receptor signaling pathway
Cellular component (GO): membrane; cytoplasm
Source: RefSeq, a predicted model, not a curated record